CAUAAACCGGAUUCAGACACCUUUCGGCGUUUUUUUGCCUAUCCUGUUUCUUUUUUCCUUUCUCACAUGCGUUUUCCUGUCAUCACCCUGAUGUGCGCGCUCCACCCCGCCUGCCGGACGCAGAGGAGCGCUGGAGCGGAGAGGCGCACAAGGAGCAGAGCUGAUGUGGCGCGGUAAAAAAAAAAAAAACAACAACCAGAAAACAGAAACAGCUAAGACUAACUCAAAUAACAACACUAUUUAUCCGUGGAAGUAACUUUAGACAACAUGGAACAACUACACUUCUAUCACCUUUGCUCGUUUUGUUGGGAGAUAGUUUAACGCGCGCACGACGCGACUGUUUGCGCUCUGAUUUUCCAAGUGAUGCCAGGUCGUUUCUCGGUGUUACUGGAGUUAAUGCAUGUGUGAUUACCUCCCUGCACCCCGCUGAUCGACCUCUUACACCUGACUCUCAGCGAUGGUCAUUGAGGAUCACGUUUCAGCGCGACGCACUUAUCCAACUAUUGCGCUUUCUGUUUACGACCUUGUCUUGAUUUACAGAUAACUUUUAAAGCUUGAUCGAGACUAAAAAAAAAAAAAAAAAAAAAAAAAACAACCCAGAAGGCAUGGUUUUAAACCUCUUCAUCACAACAUGAUCCAGUGAAAGGUGACAGAGGAAUCAAUCGGGGAAAAACAAAAAAAGAUGCUUGGAAGUCCAUCCAACAACGGCGGCCUCAGAAUGCUCUCGCCCCCAGCCCCGAACGAUGACAGGCGGGUAGAGUUCGUGGCGCUCACCGCCGUCCAGACAGAACAGAGCGAGCCUUCCACCCCGGAGCGGGGACACCCUUUUCACCGCACCGGGCUCCUAGGGACCCCGCUGCCGGGGCCCCCAGGACCAAGAGCCAAUGCGUCCGCUUCAAGUAAGCGCUUCAGAAAGUUGCAAAACUGCCUUUACAACGUGCUGGAGAGACCAAGAGGAUGGGCAUUCAUCUAUCAUGCUUUCAUUUUUCUUCUAGUCUUCAGCUGCUUGGUGUUGUCAGUGUUCUCAACCAUCCCCGAACACCAAAAGAUGGCCAACCAAGGCCUCUUUAUCCUGGAGUUUGUAAUGAUCGUAGUGUUUGGCUUGGAGUACUUCAUCAGGAUCUGGGCCGCUGGCUGUUGUUGCAGAUACCGGGGAUGGCAGGGACGCCUGAGAUUUGCCAGGAAGCCCUUCUGUGUCAUAGACUUCAUCGUUUUUGUGGCGUCACUAGCAGUAAUUGCUGCAGGGACGCAGGGCAACAUCUUCGCCACGUCAGCCCUGCGCAGCAUGCGUUUCCUGCAGAUCCUGCGUAUGGUUCGUAUGGACCGACGAGGAGGCACCUGGAAACUUCUUGGCUCCGUCGUUUAUGCUCACAGCAAGGAGCUGAUUACAGCCUGGUACAUAGGUUUCCUGGUGCUGAUAUUUGCUUCUUUCCUUGUCUACCUGGCUGAAAAAGACAUCAACUCAGAUUUUGUCACCUAUGCAGACUCCCUCUGGUGGGGAACUAUAACUUUGACCACAAUUGGUUACGGUGACAAGACUCCACGUACAUGGCAGGGCCGGCUUCUGGCUGCUGGCUUUGCCCUUCUGGGUGUCUCCUUUUUUGCCCUACCUGCUGGAAUCUUAGGCUCAGGCUUUGCCUUGAAGGUUCAAGAGCAGCACCGGCAGAAGCACUUUGAGAAAAGGAGGAUGCCUGCUGCAAAUCUCAUACAGGCUGCAUGGCGUCUCUAUUCAACAGAUGCAAAACACUCGUAUCUAACAGCAACAUGGUAUUUCUACGACAGCAUGUUACCUUCCUUCAGGGAACUGACGCUACUGUUCAGUCACCUCCAGCGACAACGUAGCACCAAGAAGGUUCUGCAGAACUCCUACCACACGCUGCUGUCUGGGCUCCGGCCCUACAGCUCCCCCUAUUUGUCGAGGGACAGGAAGGCAGAAGUUCCAUGCAGUCAGCUCCUUUCUAAAAAGCGAGGUCUCUUCCGGAUUCAUGCUGGCCGCAAGCAGAGCAGUAAAAUGGGCUUUCGGGAUCGGAUCCGGAUGAACAACUCCCGUUCAUCCCAAACUAUCCGAAACAAAGCCUCACCUCUGCCCCCCGGCUCCGGUGUUCGCCGCUCCCCCAGCCAGGAGAACGUACCUGAAGCCACCAGCCCUGGAAAGGUCCAAAAGAGCUGGAGCUUUAACGACCGCACUCGUUUCCGCACCUCCCUUCGCCUCAAGCCACGUCCACCUAUUGAUGUGGAGGGAUUGGGAGAGGAAAGCGUGGAAGACAAGUCAUAUUGUGAUGUGGCCAUGGACGAGGUGAUUCCAGCAGUGAAGACGCUUAUACGAGCUGUCAGGAUACUGAAGUUCCUUGUUGCAAAGAGGAAGUUUAAGGAGACUCUCCGUCCAUACGAUGUGAAGGAUGUCAUAGAGCAGUACUCUGCAGGACACCUGGACAUGCUGGGCCGUAUCAAGAGCUUGCAAAUUAGGGUGGAUCAGAUAAUUGGCCGAGGACCUGUUCAGCCUGAUAAGAAAGCACGUCCUGAAAAAGGAGAGAAGACGCCUCCAGAGCUGGACCCGCUGGAUGAGCUCAGCAUGAUGGGCCGUGUGGUCAAAGUGGAGAAGCAGGUACAGUCUAUUGAAAACAAGCUGGACCUCAUGCUUAACUUCUACUCCCAGUGCUUAAAGAAAGGCUCUUCCCACGUCACACUGUCCUCCCUUCUGGACCCCGACCUGACAUCUGACUACCACAGCCCCACAGACCAAAGAGACCUCUUCCCCUCUGCUAACACGCUCAACAUCUCUCAGUCUGACAGUGGGAACUUGGAAUGACAAUGAAUCAGAUGUCAGGACACAGAAACUAACCCUUUACAGUAUGUCCUCCUAAGGCUGAGCCCUGCCUCUGAGCAGCCCAACAUAACAGACUUCCUCUUCAAUUCAAAUUUAUCCUGUUUUGCCUUCCUAAUCUCAAAUCUCCAUAAUCCUUCUUCCUGGAGUCUGUGAAGCUAAUCAGACAAUGACCACCAGGUGGCUCUAGCUAACGAGGAGCCUCAGUCAAAGCUGCUCACCACACACGCCUCUCAACUCACUUGAUGAGGAAACUACUUGACUACUGAAGCUGUUUCACCCACUCACAUCAUGCUGUAUCUGUUCGUACUUUAAAACAUCAAUAGUGGACUGUGGAAGGAAGUUUUCAAAAAUAUUUGGAGGGAUCUUCUCCUUCCUCUGUUUUAUCCUUUUUUCUCUUAGGCUCUUGAAAUGAUGGAAUGUCAUUUAAGAAACAUUGCCAUUCAGCUAUUUGGGUGACAACACAGUUCUUCAUACUGUGAUGAAUGUAGCUUUUUUUUGUGCAAGAUAAACUUAAAAACACAAACAAGAGCCAUAAACACGGGAAGAAAGUGCACAUUUGGACCUGGCUUAUCUUCACCAGCUCAAGGUCCCAUCCAAACAAGGGAAAUUCUGUUUUCCAAAUCCUACAUUAAUCACCGAAAUGUUUCACAUUAGAACUAAGUGAAAAUAAACAGCUGGAUUGACUGUGGAGCUA
This is a messenger RNA of Cyprinodon tularosa, 3521 nucleotides long. RefSeq names its product potassium voltage-gated channel subfamily KQT member 4. NCBI's taxonomy places the organism in Eukaryota, Metazoa, Chordata, Actinopteri, Cyprinodontiformes, Cyprinodontidae. The transcript is spliced from 16 exons. Gene Ontology annotation, cellular component: membrane. Gene Ontology annotation, biological process: transmembrane transport; potassium ion transport. The record is from RefSeq and is a predicted model, not a curated record. The coding region runs from base 683 to 2809 and encodes 708 amino acids. Gene Ontology annotation, molecular function: voltage-gated potassium channel activity.